Musa acuminata AAA Group (dessert banana) is the source of this 1985-nucleotide messenger RNA. RefSeq lists its product as uncharacterized. The coding region runs from base 92 to 1471 and encodes 459 amino acids. Lineage: Eukaryota; Viridiplantae; Streptophyta; Magnoliopsida; Zingiberales; Musaceae. The transcript has 13 exons. The record is from RefSeq and is a predicted model, not a curated record. Gene Ontology annotation, molecular function: protein binding.
CCGAACUCCAAGUUUCUACGAGACGCCGCACACUUCGAGAACCCGUCCGCCCCUUCUCCCGGAGGACGAAAACCCUCCGUUUGUUCCUGCCAUGGCAUCCGAUGCUUCCGCAGCCCUGUCAGUGAGGAAAAAAGUUCAGAAGUUUCUUGAUGCCGCUCGCUCUGGGAACCUCGAUCUCUUCAAGAAGCUGGCGAAGCAGCUAGACGAGGGGAAGGGGCUGGCGACAACGGUGGCUGACGUGAAGGACGCGAAUAAGAGGACUGCGCUGCACUUCGCGGCGAGGGAGGGGAGGACUGAAGUGUGUAAGUACUUGCUGGAGGAGUUGAAGGUCGAUGUCGACGUGAGGGAUGACGAUGGCGAGACUCCUCUUAUUCAUGCUUCUCGUCAAGGACAUAAUCUUACAGCAAAAUAUCUACUUGAACAAGGGGCAGACCCUUCUGCUUCCAGUGACUUAGGAGCCACUCCUCUUCACCAUGCUGCUGGAACAGGGAACAUUGAGCUUUUGAACCUCUUAUUCUCAAAAGGAGUUAAUGUGGAAUCACAAAGUGAUGCUGGUACCCCUUUGAUUUGGGCUGCUGGACAUGGGCAGGAAGAAUCAGUGCAAUUUUUGUUAGAACAUCAUGCUAAUGCCAAUGCUGAAACUGAUGACAAUAUCACUCCACUAUUAUCAGCUGUAGCAGCUGGAUCACUUCCAUGCUUGGAAUUGCUACUUCAGGCAGGUGCUAAUCCAAAUGCCAGUGCAGGAGGAGCAACUCCGUUGCAUGUUGCUGCUGAUAACGGAAGUAGAGAAAUUGUCAGUUGCUUAAUAAGAGCUGGAGGAGAUCCUAAUCUAUGUGAUGAUGAUGGUUUAAAGCCAAUACAAGUUGCUGCUUUGAGGGAUAUCAGAGAUGUUGUUGAAGUUCUUUUGCCAUUAACAUCUCCAGUUCCAAACGUUUCAAACUGGAGCACAGAUGGAUUAAUUGAAUUCAUGCAGUCUGCUGAAGCAAGCAAGGAACAGGCCAGUAGAAGAGAAGCUGACUUGCCAAGGAGUGCCAUUUUGCAUAAAACAGAGAUGGUUGAGGUAACUCCUGAAUCCAAAAAGAGAUCUAUGGAAGCCAAGUCACGAGGUGAUGAUGCCUUCAGGAAAAAGGACUACCAGAUGGCAGUAGAUGCUUACACCCAGGCUAUUGAUCUGGACCCAAAUGAAGCUGCUUUGCUAUCAAAUAGAAGCCUCUGCUGGAUACGUCUUGGACAAGGCGAACAGGCCUUGGCUGAUGCUAGGGCUUGCAGAGCGCUGAGGCCAGACUGGGCCAAAGCUUGCUACAGGGAAGGUGCAGCACUACGUCUAUUACAAAGUUUUGAUGAAGCAGCAAGUGCCUUUUAUGAGGGAGUGAAGCUUGAUCCUGAGAACAAGGAGCUUGUAGAUGCUUUCAGGGAGACUGUUGAAGCUGGACGAAGAUUUCAUGGAACUGAACAGCAACAAAAACAAUAGCUUAAAUUGUUUGGCGGGGGCUCAAGAUCCCUGUAUAUUUUACCGAAAAGUACUAAUCAUUGUCUAAAAGCAACUGUUGUGCCCGUCUUUGACCCAGAGAAAGUGUAAAUAGGAUUUUGGUGAGCCCAAAUUUUCAGACCAUUUGCAUGAUUAAUGCUUCCUUUUUCGCUUAAUAUUGUUAGAAAACCAUGUUGCUCCCAGAGGGAUGGUGGGGCGUGUAUCGGUGGGCAGACUAAUUCGGUAUUCAAGCAUGCGACUGUCAAAAUCAACAACUGCUAUGGGUACUAAAAAUUGCUGUUGCAAACUUGGGUACUUUUUCUCGUCACCUUGUUGGUGGUGUUGUAUUUUUUGUUUUGGUUUGUUGCAGCAAACAUGCGGAUGCAACUGAUGAAAAGUGUGCUGUUCGUCCAUCAGACGAGUGCUUGUGCCAAUGGUUUCUUGACGUUCAUUUCCGUGUUGAAGGUAUAAAAUUAAGUUGGGGGUAUUCUUGAUUUAUGCCCUUUUUGAUAUUUAA